AAAAUCCGACCAAUCAAGGCUUCUGUUAUCACUCAGGUAUUCCAUGUGCCACUAGAAGAGAGGAAGUACAAGGAUAUGAACCAGUUUGGGGAAGGAGAGCAAGCCAAAAUCUGCUUAGACAUCAUGCAGAAGACAGGAGCUCACCUGGAGCUAUCUCUUGCAAAAGAUCAAGGAUUAUCAAUAAUGGUUUCUGGCAAACUGGAAGCAGUGAUGAAGGCUCGGAAGGAAAUUGUAGCUCGGCUUCAGACGCAGGCUUCAGCAACAGUUGGCAUUCCCAAAGAACAUCAUCGCUUUGUCAUUGGAAAAAAUGGAGAGAAGUUACAGGAUCUUGAGCUUAAAACUGCCACAAAAAUUCAGAUCCCCCGCCCGGAUGACCCCAGCAACCAGAUCAAGAUCACUGGCACCAAGGAAGGGAUUGAGAAAGCUCGACAUGAGAUUCUUUUGAUUUCUGCUGAGCAGGAUAAGCGUGCAGUAGAGAGGCUUGAGUUGGAGAAAGUAUACCAUCCUUUUAUUGCUGGUCCUUUCAACAAGCUGGUGAGUGAAAUCAUGCAGGAGACUGGAACGCGCAUAAAUAUCCCACCACCCAGCGUCAACAGGACUGAGAUCGUCUUCACUGGAGAGAAGGAGCAGCUGGCUCAAGCAGUGGCUCGUGUUAAAAAGAUCUAUGAGGAGAAGAAGAAGAAGACUACCACCAUUGCUGUGGAGGUGAAGAAGUCCCAGCACAAGUAUGUCAUUGGCCCUAAAGGGAACUCCCUGCAGGAGAUCUUGGAGAAAACUGGAGUCUCGGUUGAAAUCCCCCCCACUGAUAGCAGCUCGGAGACUGUGAUACUGCGUGGCGAACCUGAAAAGCUUGGACAGGCAUUGACUGAAGUUUAUGCCAAGGCGAACAGUUUCACAGUCUCAUCUGUCUCAGCCCCCUCUUGGCUUCAUCGUUUCAUCAUUGGCAAGAAGGGGCAAAACUUGGCCAAAAUCACACAACAAAUCCCAAAGGUUCAUAUAGAAUUCACUGAAGGGGAAGAUAAAAUCACUCUGGAA
Messenger RNA from Protobothrops mucrosquamatus (brown spotted pit viper), 1035 nucleotides. Its product is annotated as vigilin-like. The transcript is spliced from 7 exons. The annotation marks the transcript as partial. Lineage: Eukaryota; Metazoa; Chordata; Lepidosauria; Squamata; Viperidae. Gene Ontology annotation, molecular function: mRNA binding. Gene Ontology annotation, cellular component: nucleus; cytoplasm. The record is from RefSeq and is a predicted model, not a curated record.